Tympanuchus pallidicinctus (lesser prairie-chicken) is the source of this 1547-nucleotide messenger RNA. Its product is annotated as inositol 1,4,5-trisphosphate receptor-interacting protein-like 1. The coding region runs from base 4 to 1479 and encodes 491 amino acids. The transcript has a single exon. The record is from RefSeq and is a predicted model, not a curated record. Lineage: Eukaryota; Metazoa; Chordata; Aves; Galliformes; Phasianidae. Gene Ontology annotation, cellular component: membrane.
AUCAUGGCUUUGGCGUUUUUCUUCGCCUUGUUGGCGCAGAGAAUACCAUUAGUUGGUGAUUUGGAUGUGGACACGCUCGACCGCAUGCAGCAGCGUGAGGUGUAUCUGCAAGAGCAGAUGACAAAGCUGCUGCUGGAGAUGGAAGAGAAGAACACGGCGCUGAGCACGAUGGGCACUCAAGCCCUGCUUCGCUGCUUUGUUUUUUGUCUUCCCAUCCUUCUGUAUUGCUUCAUGUGGAUGAUCUGUAUAAAGUUCCGUAGAGUUGAAGACACCUGUGAUGAGGAGAGCUCCAGCAUUGAGAAGGAGCAGGAGGAGGAGGAGGAGGAGGAGGAGGAGGAGGAAGAGGAGGAAGAGGAGGAUGACGGUGUCUUUUCUCUCGAUGUGUUCUGGACAGUCCGAAGCCAUCAAGAGGACUGUGAAGUGAUGUACUCGCUGAUGUGUGGCGUCAUGGAUAUAUGCCGAAAUAUGGUAUCAGAUACUUUCUACCCAGUGCCAGAGCGUCUCAUCAAGGUGGGCAGUACCUUCGAAGGCUGGUGUCCCGUUAGAAACGUACCUGUCUUCAGCCUGCUUGUGCCCCUGUUGGCCCCCCGUGGGCACACUUUCCACCUGGAUCUGGGCACCACAGGCGAGGUACCAGCAAUGUACUCCCGUAUCCGUGUAGAGCUGGAAUGCACGUGCAAGAGGGAGCAGGAGAUGCGCAUGCGGUGCUUCCUCCACACCUCCGCCAAAGAGCUGAAAAGGCAGCAGCCCAGCCUCCUGCACAGCCUCUGCACUACGUCCCACUUAGACGCGCAGAAGACUGCCCGCUGCUUCCAGGAGCUGAUCAAAAAAGCCUGGAAACUCAUGCACGUCUCAGAGUUCACCAUGGAGAUAGACACGGUGAAGUCCAGGCGCUCCUGCAGGCUUCAUGUGAGAGAUGUCAACAAAAGAAUCUUCUACGUUGAGUUUGUGUUUGGCGUCCAGCAGGAUGAUACGGACAUCUUUCUGAGCAGCCAUGAGAUAGUGUAUCGUCGUACCCCCAGCACGGUCUGGCCACAGAGCUGUGUUGUGGCAGAGAAAAAGUUCCUGCAGUAUGUAGCCAACCACCCCCGGGGGGGCAAAUUCUACCUCAGAUAUCUGCAACUGUGUGGCUAUCUCAUGGCGAGCCUCAAGUUUACCAUCUACGACAUGAAGACAGUGAUCAUGCACCUCCUGAAUACCAUUCCUUUGCAAAGGUGGCACGGGAGGGCUUUCCUGCUGCGGAUGGAUGACAUCUUGAACUACCUGCACUGCUGCGUGGAGGAGAAACGCCUGGACCACUUCAUCGUAGGAAACGACUCGUUGCCUGAGGAGAUUAUCUUGCCAAAAGAGUUCCGAGCUUCCCCACCGCUCAACAUGUUCCAGCACCUGGAGGAGGAACCGGACAAAUACGAGCGGGCGCUGCAGGAUUUGGCGGAGCUGCACGAUCGGUUCACAGCCACGCUGCUCUAUGGGAGAUGAGAGACGCGCACUGUCCCACGGACGAGCACGCAGGGCAUGGAGAGGACACCGCUCCGUAGGCACUGGGA